CAACUUUGACAAGAGUGAUGUAAACAACUUCAAAAAGUAUUCGUAUUUUGGACUUUACCGAUGAAAACACAGUAAAACUGACCCGUGAUACGUUGAAGAAGAUAUCCUUUAUAAUUUUUCCUGAAAAGUUGGUCAAAAUCACUAGCAUUUAUCAAUUUUUUGGGGCAAUUUGAAGCUUUUUGCAAAUGAGCCAUUCAUAAGUCAGGAUGAUGUCAAGGGGAGUGACGAGCAAAGAAGCACAAAGAAGGCUGUCUCUGGAGUGUAAAGCAUUAAGGGAUCUCGUGGACAAACUAAGACAAGAUAUGCUUCUGUGCAGGAAUGAGACCCAGAAAGUCAAAGAUCAACUGCAGUGCUUGAUCUACUUGGUCAAAAGAGCUUGGUCUGGUGACUACAUUGCAGCAGUUCAUGUCUCCAAUAUUGUUGGAGUACCACCACCAGAAUUUAAAAAGAAAGAGCCAGAGCGAAUAAAUGUUUCCCCACAGCCUGACCCAGUAAGCAAUUGGGCAAAACUGUGUAUAGGAGUAUUAAAUAAAAUGUACCAAGAGGAAGAGCUUGAAUUGCGGGCUUCCCAGCUUAUGUACCUACAAGAUAGAGAGGGAUAUUUAGAUGAUGAGGCAAAAGAAGAAGAAGAAAGAAAAGAAAGGCAAGAAAGAUUAGAGMAAUUAGAAAAACAAAAACAAGAACUUCAGUUGCAACAUCRGAAAACGCAUCCACAUCGAAACCAUCUCACCAAGAAGCCAUCCCGGGAAUCAGUUCAACAGGCAACAGAACUAAACACUGAUGAUUCAUUGUUUGUUGUGACACCUGUCAGUAGACGUAGACCAACCAGUGGGCUGAAAAAACAACAACACUUGAACGUAGAGAUAAAGGAGAAAAUUAAUUAUUCCGAUGAAUAUGAAGAGGUAGCUGAYGAAACAUCGAUAGCAAACAGUCGACCAGUAACCUCCAACGAUCGCAUCACUAAACCAAGAGCUAAAUCAGCAGGAAAAGCUCGUACAUAUACUCCACCAAGUCGGCCCAGGCCACGGUCUGCACACUCGGCCAAGCCAUCGAAUUUCGCAACUAACAGACGUAAACACAUAGAUCUAAUAGAGAAGGACUUAAAACUAACAACCAAGACCUUGCAAGAUCGCUUAGGUAUUUCCAAGGAAGGGAUGGUUUGACUUUCAAGGCUACUUACUAAAAAAAAUGUCCCGCCGUUAACUCUCGGUCUGACAAACGUUUUUGAAAUAGCUAAAUAUCUUAAGAAAGAGACAAUCUACGUUUAUAAGAAAUAAGAUAAAAAUGGUAUCGGUGUCACAGUUUGUCUCCAGAUAUGUGACUGUUGAAUACGUCUGGACGGUCGUAUCCGAAUAUUUGUGUCAUGCGCAUGCUCUCUUGACUUAUCUUUGCAA
Molecule: messenger RNA, 1394 nt
Organism: Exaiptasia diaphana
Lineage: Eukaryota; Metazoa; Cnidaria; Anthozoa; Actiniaria; Aiptasiidae
Exons: 8
Coding region: 207-1163 (318 amino acids)
Source: RefSeq, a predicted model, not a curated record